This is a messenger RNA of Linum trigynum, 2218 nucleotides long. Lineage: Eukaryota; Viridiplantae; Streptophyta; Magnoliopsida; Malpighiales; Linaceae. The record is from the annotation of a GenBank genome assembly.
CGCUGCGGACGAUUGCACAAGACAAGCGGACUUGCUUGAGGCCCACUAAUUUUGGGCUUUUUUCAAACAUUACUAGUUUGAUCCCUCUGGCUUGAUGAAUUACACUCUCUAUCAUUGAGAAAUGGCGUCGAGCGAACGCUGAGAACCUAACCAAAAACCGUUGAAACUGAAGGCAGCUUCUCUAGCUCUAGGAAGUGCCGAAUAAUUCUUUCGCGCGCCCAUUCGCGAGCUUCCGGAUUUCACCCACCGUCGUCGGAAUCAAUGGCUGAUCCGGAGCUGGAAGCGAUCAGGCAGAGAAGGAUGGCUGAGCUAAUGGCUCAGCGUGGCGGUGGUGGUGGAGCGACUAGUCAGCCGGACCCUGAACAGCAGAAUGCUCAAGAAGAUGCUAAGAGGGAAGCUGACGAGCGUAGGCAGAUGAUGUUGAGUCAGAUAUUGUCUGCUCAAGCUCGAGAAAGAAUUGCCAGAAUUGCACUAGUCAAGCCUGAGAAAGCUAGAGGUGUUGAAGACGUUAUACUUCGAGCGGCUCAAAUGGGUCAGAUAGUUGAGAAGGUGUCGGAGGAGAGGCUGAUUUCACUGCUAGAACAGAUAAACACCCAAACAACGAAACAAACCAAAGUCACGAUCCAGAGACGUCGUAGCGUUCUAGACGAUGAUGACUGAAGUUUGAAGAUCUCGCUGGGUUGUUUCCCAGGAUCCAUGUAUACAGUGUGUUUCCGUGAGUUUGCAGAUACAUGAUCAAUUGCAAGUUGUGAGACAAGUCAUAUCUGUAUUUUGCCAUGCAACAACUACACAUUCUUCAGUCUUCCCAUUUGAUGUAAUGUAUGACGUUAUUUCUAAUGGUAUUUGCAGCCAUGAACGACUUUCAGAUUUUGAUUUUGUGUAUCAGUAAAUUGAUGAUGUUUGUUCUCAUUGCAUUUUUUUUUUACUCAUUGCAUGUUAUUGAUUUGCAGUAUAGUUCAAAAACGUUGUUGGUACACUUGCUACUUUUUCAUUAUCACGCUAUUCGAAAUAAUAGUUGAUAAUAUUUGAAAUAAUAGUUGAUUUUUGAUAAUAUUCACACAACGUAAUAAAUUCUUUCAGUAUUCACAUAAUAUGGUUGACAAUUGACAUGUUCCUCAACAUGAAUAUUAAUAUUGUCUAGAAUGAAUAUCCGAAACAUGUGAUGUGAAUAUUGAAACUAUUUUAUGUGAAUAUAGUAAAUUUUUAUCUUAAAAAAUAUGAUAAUUUUUUAUAUUUAUUUUAUUAGAUUUAGAAUUGUUCAUAGCAAAAUUUAUUUAAAAAAAUGGGUAAUUAAUACAAAUAUUGUAAUUUUUUAAUUUAUCACAAAGAUGGUGGUUUUAAAAGUAUUUACACUAAUAUUGUGUAUUUGUGUAGAUGAAAAAGCGCGUCCGCCCGAGAUUCAGGCGGGAAUGCUUUUUGAUUUUUUUAGUCCAAACAGAGCGUACCCACCCGAGUCAAAGGUGGUGGCGCGCGAGACUCAAGCUGCCCCGCAUUCCCUCUUUUUUUACUCCGCCUUCCACACAUCUCUUAUCUUCGUCUUCCUCCUCUUUUUCAGCAACCACAACCACACCCACCUGCCUUCCUCUUCUCGCACGAUCCGAUCCCAAGCGCCCACGCCUGAGGCAAAGGCGGUCUCGCCACCGCCUCAAGCAGACACGCCGGAGACAGAGGCGGCCACGCCCGAGUCCUAAGUGACCCCGCCAUAUUUUCUUCUUCCUCAUGCUUGCGCCUGGUUUUUUGAUUUGUGGGAAAAGGGAAGGAGAUGUCUGACGACGAGGAAGCCGACAGAGGAAGGGGGAGAGGGCGGCGAGGUCGUGGCGGUGGUGGCCGAUAUGUGAUGAGCAACUCGCUGUCGGAACCGGAUUAUCGCUGGCUACGACUUUUUUUUUAUUGAGUUUUUAUGGUUUGAUUAUUAUUUUUUUGUUUUUUAGUUCCUAGGCUUAUGGACCGUUAUUCCAUGAGACCACCACCUGCGACAAUUGAUCCAGCUCCGAUCGAUUCGGUACUUUUUUGGGGGCAUCGUCAACAUCGUGUCGACUUAUUUUGGGCAAACGAUGUAAGUCUUUCAUAACAACUACUUCUUUAAAGUUCAUUAGCUAUUUAGAUUAGACUAUUAUAGAUUUUUACUUAGUGAACUGAACUGGAAUUAGAAUAGAAUUACGUAUGAAUUUUUUUAAAAUUAGUAUAAGUUUAGAUUAAAUACAGUUUUAGAUUAGAU